GAAAUACUGAAGACCAUCUGGGCAAACACAAGGCUUAGAAACAGACACACAGCAUUCUUCGUGCCAGAGUCUACCAAGCCUCAGAGCCUGUCUACAGGAUGGGCUCAUGCUAGCAGGUUUGCCGUCUUGGGACCCCAUGGCCGUCCUUACUGGGCUCUUUGGCUUCUUUGCCUAUGUCAGAGGAGCCGUCAGCCAGCGCUGCUUCAGCACCUCUGGGAGCCUCAGCGCAAUCCAGAAGAUGACUCGGGUCCGAGUAGUGGACAACAGUGCCCUGGGCAACACCCCCUACCACCGACCACCCCGAUGCAUCCACGUCUAUAACAAGAGCGGGGUGGGCAAGGUGGGUGACCAGAUCCUGCUGGCCAUCAGGGGGCAGAAGAAGAAAGCACUCAUCGUGGGCCACCGCAUGCCUGGCUCCCGAAUGACUCCAAAGUUUGACUCCAACAACGUGGUCCUCAUCGAGGACAAUGGCAACCCUGUGGGGACUCGAAUUAAGAUACCUAUCCCCACCAGCCUCCGCCGGAGGGAAGGAGAGUAUUCCAAGGUGCUGGCCAUCGCUCAGAACUUUGUGUGAGCAGAGCGGCUCUGAGCUGAGCAGCCAUUCCCUCCACACUGGUGACAGUGUCCUGGAACUGAAUAAAUGUUUUGAUGUCUGUUUUCUUCCUAUGCUGUCCGAGCUGUGGUUGUGAGGUGGGUGACUAAAGCAGUUGAAUGCUGGAGUCCUCCCUAUAUUCCAGGAAUGGCCUGGGCUUCUCUUACAUCUGACAGCCUUGGGCCUAUGCAGACACAACUGCUUCUUGUCUCUUUUUUUC
Rattus norvegicus (Norway rat) is the source of this 812-nucleotide messenger RNA. It is a transcript of the gene Mrpl14, whose product is annotated as mitochondrial ribosomal protein L14. Gene Ontology annotation, cellular component: mitochondrion; ribosome. Gene Ontology annotation, molecular function: structural constituent of ribosome. The record is from RefSeq and is marked validated. Bases 137 to 574 code for a protein of 145 amino acids. The transcript is spliced from 3 exons. Gene Ontology annotation, biological process: translation. NCBI's taxonomy places the organism in Eukaryota, Metazoa, Chordata, Mammalia, Rodentia, Muridae.